This is a messenger RNA of Thunnus maccoyii (southern bluefin tuna), 3364 nucleotides long. RefSeq names its product golgi membrane protein 2 (gene golm2). NCBI's taxonomy places the organism in Eukaryota, Metazoa, Chordata, Actinopteri, Scombriformes, Scombridae. Bases 950 to 2395 code for a protein of 481 amino acids. The record is from RefSeq and is a predicted model, not a curated record. The transcript is spliced from 10 exons.
ACACAAAAAUGAACCUCCUCAGAUCUUACACCGGCAUACAAAGUGACUUCUAGGCGUCAAACAGAAUUAGAGGCUGUGCUAUAAGAAGAAACAACCCCACGUUUCCUUUUUGCUGCUAAUCGCUCAAUUUGGACUUUUAUUUUAAGCAGAGAGCGGAAACCGGUGUAGUCUGUUGCGGCUAGUUUCACACAGCGCAGCCAUCAGAUUGGGAAGGCUCCGAUUCACAGAGUCUGACACAAAGCCUGUGUUGUCAGUGUUUGUCAGGGUUUAUUUUGUUUUAUCACAGGGGUUAAAUCCGUCCUCCGAAAGAAAAGAAGAUACUUUUUUUUUCGUCUGACUGUCUCCUCGCUUUUACCGUUGCUAGCUAGUGUGAAAGUGGCUAAUAGCUGGACAGCGUUAACGCUCAAUAGGAGCUAACGUUAACGUCAGCUCGGAACCGAAAAUCAUCAUUGGUGCUGGUUUGACGGUAAUUUUGUAAUUAAAAGAGCUCCAAACGCCGGUAUAUUCAGUCCUACGGAGGCUCAUAGACAACCAUGAAAAAGAACUAGCUGUAGGCUAAUGUAUAGCGAGCUAUAUCGUUUGUAUUCGCUCUCCUCACUGCCACGGUGCUGUGUAGCUGUCCACGUCUAGUCUCGUCUGCUGUGUUUAACGUUGCCAGCUGAGCUAGGCCACGUCCCUGCGGGCGUAUUUCAUCUACUGACAUUGGACGAAUUGCAGAGAAGAUGCCCAGUGUGCGGAAGGAGGAAGGAGAGUAAAGAUCGGAAGAAAUGUGACAAGUCUUGAACAUUCAUGACUCUCUCUGUCUGUGCUGGUGUUUGCAUUUCUGAGCGCUUGCCGCAUAUACACGACAUGUCACGUAGACGGAUGUGUUUUACGCCGGGACAUCAGUAGGUUGCAGUAACAACCUGAAGUAACGUUGUAUUUUUUUUUUUCUUUUUUUGUGUGUGAAAUGGUUGGGUUUGGUGCAAACCGACGGGGAGGCCGCCUCCCGUCCUUCAUCCUCAUCUUCUUGAUGGUGAUCAUCGCCAUACUGUCUUUCAACUACUGGACAGUGUCCAACAAGCACGGCCGCUUGCUGGAUGAGCUGGCGGAGGUGCAGACGCAGGUGAAGCGCACGGACGCUGCACGGAGCCGGCUGGAGAAGCGGAACUCUGAGCUGAUGGUGCAGGUGGACACUCACAGGAAGCAGAUAGACCAGAAGGAUGGAGACUACAGCGUGCUGGAGGGCAAGCUGCAGGCCCGAGAGGCGCUCAUCAAAAAGUGCACAGAUGAAAAGAUGAAGCUGCAGAAUGAUGUCACAGCCCAAAUGACAGAAAUCCAGAGGCUGAAAGAGCAGUUAAAGGAUCUGAAGCAGGAGUUCAUGAAACAGGAAGAGCAGCUAAGAGAGGUGAAGAAAAAUAGCACUACCUUGGAGAGAAAGCUGGAGUAUGAAAGUUUACAGUGUGGACGUCAGAUGGCACAAUUGAAAGAAGAGUAUGAAGAAACAAAGAAGACUCUGGAGGAAGAAGCCUCAAAGCUAAGACGAAGUGUAAUGGAUGGACAAAAGGGUGUAGCGACAGGAAGACAUGCAGACGGAGGUCCUGGUGUGGAAUUGGUUGGAGAGCGCCAUACAGUGGCCACUCGCCGGCAUGACAGUCCAGAUUUAAAAGAAGAGAUGGGUAAGCCUGGCAGUGAUGCUGGCAUGCCUGGUAUUGAAGACAGUGAGGUGGGAAAAAUCGAUGAUGUGCAAUUUGCCUUGAAGAAACCAGCCAUCACUCAGAAGCACGAUGAUGCCAAUGAUGUGGUUGUGGGCGCUGGUGCUGGACCUGGAGUCGGGGCAGCUGACGGUCCUGGGGGCCAGGGCCUGUCUCUGGACCAGCCCAGGCUCCAGCAGGACAGAGUGGAGGGCCGAGCAGCAUUGGUUGCACCUCCGGGCGUCAUCAAACAGGCAGACAAACCGAUAGUCUUUGAAGAAGACAACAAGGCAGGUAUCAAGGCAGAUGAGCUGGGAGAACAACAAAAACAACUUCGAGCUCCUGAUAAUGUCAAGGGUGGUGGUGAACACUUGAAGGGGAUUCCUCUGCCACCCAACCCUGCCCAGGUACCCAACCCCAUCCAGCCUCACCACGCCAAAGACCAAGUACCAGCAGAGCCAGUGCACCACCGCCAAAGCCGGUUCUUUGAUGAGAACGAGUCCCCAGUAGAUCCGCAACACGGCUCUAAGCUAGCGGACUACAAUGGGGAUGAUGGGAACGUGGGUGAGUAUGAGGCCGACAAGCAGGCCGAGCUGGCCUACAAUGAGGAAGAGGAUGGUGAUGGUGGGGAGGAAGACGUUCAAGAUGAUGAUGAUCGAGACAUGCAGGGAGAUCGGGCUGUGGAUUAUGGGAAAAGACAUCAAGCCAUUGACAUUCUCUGAAUGGGAACUCGUACAGCUGCAUCUCAUUAAAAUAUUCAGACCGUCCUCUACAACCAAGCUCUUUGAACAUCAACAUGUUUAAGAAUUUAUAGGGUGCAUCCUCAAUGUCAUGGACUACUUUGAAAAACAGACAUUGCAACUAAUGAAUUAGAAUAACAUAACAACACAAGAAAAAAAUCAUGGCAUUGUCCUGAGCUGCUGUUGAUUUGCUAAUGGUUCUAAGUUAUGACAGUUGAGAUGAUAUACUGUACAUUGACUGUUUAGUUUUGUUAUUGGAUGAUUGACUGGCUCAGUUCAUAACUGAGUGGUCUAAUAGGACCCCGUUGACUCAUCUGAACUUCAACAUCAAUCUGUUUUUGUUUUUGCUCCUUUUCUUUUCAGAUUUCUGUUGCCUGAUAUAAACAAACUCUUCACCUGAGAUGUAUAUCAAAGACUAAUUUGGCAUUCUGCCUCUCUAACAUAAUUAUGGGACUCUUACCUGGAUGACUUUUUUUUGUUUUUGUUUACAGGAGUGGAAAUGCAUUACAAAUGCCAAGGACUUUUGCUUAUGGGUCAUUAAAUCAAUUUCUUUUCUUUGUGACAGACACUCAGAAGUGCUCCUCAUUCUGUUUUCUAAAUGAUGCCAUUGCAUGCAUUCGAGACUUUUUUUUGUUAUUAUUAAUAAUCAAACUGAGCAAAAUACUGAUGCUUAAGCAAUACUUAGAGCAAUGUUAGUAUCCUCCACAAUGUGCAAAGACUAACCAAGCACAUAUGGAACUGACAUACUGUACACAUGCUUCCAUUAAUGAGGUAUCUUGUACAUAAUGUAGUUGAACUGUUGCUAUUUGUACUGAGGAAACCUAAUUCCUCACCUUUAGGGAAAUCCGUUAACAUGAAUCCGUUCUAUUUGUGCGGCCAGGAAAAAUUUAUUUCUCAUGGAAAGGCACAUUGAAUGUAAUUUAAUUUUAUUAAAGGUGAUGCUUCAUGUCA